GCCACAGGUUCGCGUUUAAAAAACCCGGAAGACAUGUUUGUUUAUCACGGGAAAAGUGCAAGCAAGUCUCUUUCGGCUUUUUUUAUUCUGAGGAUCUCGUUAGCGAACUUAAGCAUGGGGAGCAAGUCGGUUUUGUCGACAAAAGACCAAGCUCUUAAAGGCAGAGAGGAGAAAAUGGUCGUGGCAGCGAAACAUGCAGCCACGGGGAAGCCCACAGUGGAGCCAUUUCCUGAUGGGACAGAGAUGAUCAUGUUUGGUAUGGGCUGUUUUUGGGGUGCAGAGAGACGCUUCUGGACUAUUCCUGGAGUGUUCUCUACUCAGGUGGGAUACGCAGGUGGAUUCACCCCCAACCCCACCUACAAGGAGGUGUGUUCAGGUCAGACGGGUCACACAGAGGUGGUGCGAGUGAUCUACACUCCUAAAGACGUAGGCCUGGGGAAACUGUUGAAGGUGUUCUGGGAGAGCCAUAACCCCACUCAAGGUAUGGCUCAGGGGAAUGAUAAAGGUACACAGUAUCGCUCUGCUAUCUAUACAUACAGUCCAGAACAACAGGAGCAAGCCAUGAAGAGUAAAGAGGCCUACCAGCAGGCUCUGAAGCAGAAAGGGUUGGGCGAGAUCACAACAGAAGUCAGGCAGAACCCUGGCUUCUACUACGCUGAGGAUUACCAUCAGCAGUACCUGCACAAGGUGCCUAAUGGUUACUGCGGGUUAAAGGGCACCGGGGUCUCCUGCCCUUUCAGCUCCAACAAGGACGAACUUUGACUGGGGAGCAUGUAUGCUAUUCUAACUCAGGUGUUUACUGCAUGUGAGAGUGUGUGUGUGAAGAUCAAUACAGGCUCGGAAUUAAUUAAAUACAGGGAAUAUAUAAUGUAUGAAUAAUUAUAUUUUUACAUGAAGCACAUUUGGAAUCACUGUAGUGUGCUCUAAACGAAUAAAGUCAAUGUGAAGGGAUGUUCCAGUGUUUUUCUAGCUGCUCUCUCUCUUUCUCUCUCUCUCUCUCUCUCUCUCUCUCUCACUAUCUAUCUUUAUCGAUCUAUUGAUCUAUGUAGCAUCUAUAGUGGGUUGUGGUUACCACACAACACAAUUUCAACAUUUGCCAGUACUGAGAACAGAACAGAAUAUUUCACAUGAUCGGAUUUUCACAUUUUCAGCUACACACUGUACACCUCUGGGUUGUUCUACAGGAUUUACCCUAGCUUACCCCUAAAAGUAGGAAAAAAGGGGGAAAAUGCAUAUAAAGAUUUAAUUUCUGUUCCAUUUACAGAAACCAAACUUGUAUUGCCUUUGUAAGUAAAUUGGGUUACAAAGUUUUCUAAUCUUCCAGUGGUAAAUAUGAGCAGAUGUCACUCAUGGCAUUUUUUAACAUCAUCCUCAUCCUCAUCUGUUCAGUCAAGUGAUCACUAUUCUUGUUGAUAUUAGUUUAGAAAUAAUCGCUUGAUUCAUUCAGGUGGUAUUCAUCGUAAUUUCACUGUAAUUUCAGUAAUGGCACAUAACUAUCCUAAAACCUGACUGUGAGGAAAUUAUUAUAAAAAUUGCAGGGUUUUAGACACCUGUUAAACAGCAAAGUUAGAAAGAAACUUUAAUACUAACAGGUCAGUGAAGUACAGGAGAGCUGACCAAGUAUGUGAUUGGCAGAAAAUUUUUGUUUUGUUCCAGUGGGUUUUAUCCAAAAUUCCUAUGUAGUAGUGUAUAUACACAGAUCAGGCAUAACAUUAUGACUACCUGUUUAAUAUUGUGACCCCCCGACCCAUCGAGGCAUGGACUCCACUAGAUACUAGAUGUGCUGUGGUAUCUGGCACCAAGAUGUUAGCAGCAGGGUUUAAAGGACACUUUGUUUAUAGAUAGUGACCACUGCAGACCGGGAACACCCCACAAGAGCUGCAGUUUUGGAGAUGCUCUGAUCCAGUGGUCUAGCCAUCACAAUUUGGCCCUUGGUCAAACUGGCUCCAAUCCUUGCGCUUGUCCAUUUUUCCUGCUUCUAACACAUCAACUUUGAGGACAAAAUGUUGACUUGCUGCCUAAUAUAUCCCAGCCACUGAUGAGUCUCAUUCACUUCACCGGUCAGUGGUCAUAAUGUUAUGGCUGAUCUGUGUAUAUUUGUAAUGCUUUACGUUAUAAAAUGAAUUCAUCACUACUACUAUAGCGCUCAAACUGUAAUGUCUUAUUAAAGCUGCUCGUAUGCAGGUUUCCAACAUUGAACAAAUAAAGUAAAUUCAUAUAUUAUUUACGCUUUAUGGUUUUAUGAUAUCCAUGUGCCAUCAUUUGAACAAACACAACCGUUUGGUCUUUCCUUUUGAGUCAACAUUUUGUCUAAAUAUUUGCUGACAUCCCUAACAAGCUCCACUUCUGUUUUAUAGACGUUUUCUGUUCUUUUCUUUUUCUUUUUUGUGGUAUUCCUCUGUGCACUAUGUCCCUGUGGUAAUCCUCUGUGCACUACACAUGCAGUAGAUAAGAGAGAAGGCUGAAAAACACUGAAGUAUUUCUUGUAACGUUGAACAGAUAUCUAAGAGGAAUUAAAUUCCCUGUAAUGUUAAGAAAGUGUGUGUGCCAUGAUGAACUGGAUUGUUUAGCUUACUUAAGUAUGCCAUCAUGUUAAUAAAUAUUGCGGAAUGGAUAUAUAAUACACUGAAGUGGAAAAUGUGGUGACUUUAUUUUUUAUUCUUAAUAAUAUUAUGUGAAAUAAUAGACCUGAUGUUCUUGGUGUUUGUUUUACUGUAUUUUCUCCUCGAACACACAUGAACCAAGUGGUCAGGUGUUUUAAAGCAUUAACAGCAUGCAUGGCUACAUUUUGCAUUCAAUUUCUCUGUUGUAUUUGCAGUGAAUAUUUAAGCAUGCAGCAUAAAAAAUGUGCCUUAAAACUGUGCAGACUCAGAAUAGUGUCUAAGCCUUCACAACCAGAAUACAUCUCUCGGCAUUACAUUUUAUUUAAGAUUAAAAAUGUUUAAUAAAUCU
Hemibagrus wyckioides is the source of this 2952-nucleotide messenger RNA. RefSeq names its product methionine sulfoxide reductase Ab (gene msrab). Gene Ontology annotation, biological process: cellular response to oxidative stress. The record is from RefSeq and is a predicted model, not a curated record. Gene Ontology annotation, cellular component: cytoplasm. The transcript is spliced from 6 exons. The coding region runs from base 34 to 762 and encodes 242 amino acids. Lineage: Eukaryota; Metazoa; Chordata; Actinopteri; Siluriformes; Bagridae. Gene Ontology annotation, molecular function: peptide-methionine (S)-S-oxide reductase activity.